Labrus mixtus (cuckoo wrasse) is the source of this 7288-nucleotide messenger RNA. RefSeq names its product laminin, beta 2 (laminin S) (gene lamb2). Gene Ontology annotation, cellular component: laminin trimer. Bases 191 to 5548 code for a protein of 1785 amino acids. The transcript is spliced from 35 exons. Gene Ontology annotation, biological process: cell migration; basement membrane assembly; substrate adhesion-dependent cell spreading. Gene Ontology annotation, molecular function: integrin binding; extracellular matrix structural constituent. Lineage: Eukaryota; Metazoa; Chordata; Actinopteri; Labriformes; Labridae. The record is from RefSeq and is a predicted model, not a curated record.
GAGAGACGCAGGAGCUGAGGACUCCUCACCGCAAACGCAGCAAAGACCCGCAUCUGUCCGGGACCUCCGCAGGAAGUGGACUGAGUGGGACACGGGACUCGGGACUAAUACACAACAAGAGUGAACACCUGAAACGACACCUCUGAAACACGGUUGCUGCUCUGCUCCUCGGCUGGAGGAGCGCUGAGAGAUGGAGGCGUCGCUGAUCAUUCUCCUCUGCGUGCUGGCUGCUGCCGUCGGCCAGGAACCGGACCAGAGCCACGGCUGUGCCCAUGGCAGCUGUUACCCAGCAACCGGGGACUUGCUGAUUGGACGAGAGAAGAACCUGAAGGCCUCGUCAACAUGCGGGAUGAGGAGAAAAGAACCAUACUGUAUUGUCAGUCAUCUGCAGGAUGAGAAGAAGUGUUUUGACUGUGACUCUAGGCGGCCGUAUGACCCGGUGUACAACACCAUCAAUCAUCGGAUAGAAAACGUCAUCACUGCCUUUAAACCUCAUCGCAAGAAGUCCUGGUGGCAGUCCGAGAACGGGAAGUCUGAUGUUUUCGUCCAGCUGGAUCUGGAAGCAGAGUUUCACUUCACUCACCUCAUCAUGACCUUCAAGACUUUCCGUCCAGCCGCCAUGCUGAUUGAGCGGUCAGCAGAUUUUGGUCGCACCUGGCAGAUCUAUCGCUACUUCUCCCACGACUGCUCGACCACCUUUCCUGGAGUGUCCCAGGGUCCUUUACGCAACAUUAAUGAUGUCAUCUGUGAGUCGCGCUACUCUGACAUCGAGCCGUCAACAGAGGGAGAGGUCAUCUACAGAGUGUUGGAUCCAGCCAUAAGGAUUCAGGAUCCCUACAGCCUGAGCAUCCAGAACCAGCUUAAGAUCACCAACUUGAGAGUGAACUUCACUAAACUUCACACCCUGGGAGACAACCUAUUGGACCCUCGAGCUGAAAUCAGAGAAAAGUAUUACUACGCCAUAUAUGAGCUUGUCGUUCGAGGAAACUGCUUUUGCUAUGGCCAUGCCUCAGAGUGUGCCCCGAUUGAAGGCGUCACGAAUGAUAUCGAGGGAAUGGUUCAUGGCAGGUGUGUGUGCAACCAUAACACCAAAGGUUUGAACUGUGAGCAGUGUGAUGACUUCUACAACGACCUGCCGUGGAGACCAGCCGAGGGACGCAACAGCAACGCCUGCAAGAAGUGUAACUGUAAUAGCCACUCCAGCGUGUGUCACUUUGACAUGGCGGUGUAUUUGGCUAUGGGAAAUGGCAGCGGAGGAGUGUGUGACGACUGUCAGCACAACACCAUGGGACGCAACUGUGAGAUGUGCAAACCUUUCUACUACAAAGACCCUGUUAAGGACAUCAGGGACCCUCGGGUCUGCAUAGCUUGUGACUGCGACCCAGAUGGUUCAGAGAAUGGAGGAAUGUGCGACAGCCACACUGACCCUUCCCUCGGCAUGGUGGGAGGUCAGUGCCGCUGCAAACAAAAUGUGGAGGGCCCGCGAUGUGACAAAUGUAAGAGCGGCUACUUCGGCCUGAGUGCAGACAGCCCUCAGGGAUGCCAACCUUGCCGCUGUGAUCACAGGGGGACAGUGUCAGGUAACUCCCAGUGUGACCCGGUCAGUGGAGACUGCUUCUGCAAGCGUCUUGUCACCGGACGCAGCUGUGACCAGUGUUUGCCUGAACACUGGGCUCUGAGCCACGACCUGAACGGCUGCAGAGGCUGUGAGUGUGACAUCGGAGGAGCUCUGGACAACCACUGCUCCAUGGAGAGCGGUCAGUGUCGUUGCCGCAGUCACAUGACAGGACGCCAGUGUACACAAGUGGAGUCUGGAUAUUACUUCAUGGCUCUGGAUCACUUCCUGUUUGAGGCCGAGCUGGCCAAAAUGGGGCAGGGCUGUACCCUGGAGACCAGAGAGCACCAGCCAGGUCGCCCCGCAUCAUGGACGGGCAUUGGGUUUGCCCGGGUACCUGAAGGUGGCACCCUGGAGUUCACCAUCACUGACAUCCCCUACUCCAUGGAAUAUGACCUGCUGGUCCGCUAUGAGUCACAGAUGCCCAGAGACUGGGAGGAGGUGCGUAUAACGGUGGUCCGCCCAGGCCUGAUUCCCACCAGCAGUCCCUGUGGAAACACCAUCCCAGAUGAUGACAGAAUCACAGUCUCUCUUCCUGCUGGAGCCAGGUUUAUGGUCCCUCCUCAGCCCGUGUGUCUGGAGAGAGGAGUGACUUACACCCUUCGAUUUGAGUUCAGACGCUAUCAGGAUGCUAACAGCAUCCUCAACGGAGCUGCCAACGCUGUCAUUCUCAUGGACUCUAUUGCCUUGAUGCCGCGUCACUCCUCCAUGGAGAUGUUUAACGCCGGGGAUCCAGCUUCUAACCUCAGGAAGCAGACCUACGAGCGCUACCGCUGCUAUGAGGGCGCCAAGAGUGUGACCCGCCCACUGAUGAGUGACACCUGUGCCAAACUUAUCACCAGCAUGUCUGCCGUUGUAAAUGACGGUGCUCUGCCGUGUAACUGCGACCCCCAGGGGUCCAUGAGCUCUAUGUGCGAUGUCCGUGGGGGCCAAUGCCGCUGCAGGCCAAAUGUGAUUGGUCGACGCUGUGAGCAAUGUGCUCCAGGAACUUAUGGCUUUGGACCCUCAGGCUGCAUAGCCUGCGGUUGCAGCUUGGAAGGCUCCGUGACUCGACUUUGUCACAAGUUCACCGGUCAGUGCCAGUGCCGUCCGGGAGCAUUCGGACAGCACUGUGACGGAUGUCAGGCGGGUCACUGGGGCUUCCCCAGCUGCAGACCGUGCCAGUGUAACGGACACGCAGAUGAAUGCGAACAGAAGACUGGAGCCUGCAUCCGCUGCAGGGACAACACUGGAGGAGACAAGUGUGACAGGUGUGCAAAUGGUUACUAUGGAAACCCAAUUUUGGGCAUAGCAUCUGGAGGUCAGUGCCGUCCAUGCCCCUGUCCAGACGGGCCCAACAGUGGACGUCACUUUGCUGCAUCUUGUUACCAGGACAACCGAAACAGACAAAUUAUCUGCAACUGUAACCAAGGUUACACAGGUGCCCGAUGUGAGGAAUGUGCCCCAGGUUACUUUGGAAACCCCUCUCAGCCCGGGGGGCGCUGCCAGCCGUGCCAGUGCAACAACAACAUAGACAUGUCAGACAUGGAGGCCUGUGACAGGCGGACCGGAGAGUGCAGGAAAUGCCUUUACAACACCGAGGGCCAAAACUGUGGCAUCUGCAAGAGCGGUUACUUUGGGGAUGCAUCCAGACGCAACUGCAGGAAGUGCACAUGUAACUUCCUGGGCACUGAUAACAGCCAGUGUAUGCAGCGUGAGGACUGUGUGUGUCAGCGUACCACAGGACAGUGCCAGUGCCUAGCGAACGUCAUGGGUCUCACAUGUGAUCACUGUGCCCCAAACCACUGGAACCUGGCGAGCGGGAGAGGCUGUGAAUCCUGCGGCUGUGAUCCCAACAACUCGGUCACCUCCUCGUGUAAUGAGUUCACUGGGAAGUGUCAGUGCAGAGAUGGCUUUGGAGGGAAGACCUGCACCGACUGUCAGGAAAACUACUGGGGAGACCCCAGGACUCAGUGCAGAGCUUGUGACUGUGACUGGCGUGGCAUCGAGACCUCUCAGUGCAACACGGUGACCGGUCACUGUGUUUGCCAGCAGGGGGUGUCAGGUGUCCGCUGUGAUCAGUGUGCCAGAGGCUUCUCUGGCCAGUUUCCAAACUGUCAGCCCUGUCACCAGUGCUUUGGGGACUGGGAUCGCAUUGUGCAGGAUCUGGCAGUGCGUACAAAGACUCUAGCAGAGCGUGCACAUGAGAUUCAGACCACAGGGCUUACUGGGCCCUAUGAGAAAGCCUUCAGGGACCUGGAGGAGAAGCUGGCAAAGGCUCAGGGGAUUGUCAACGCACGCAAUGCCACUGCUGCAGCCGUCUCUACUCUCAUGGAGCUUAUUGAAGAUCUAAGAGCUCAGAUCAGUGAGACCACUGACGCCCUGAACCGCGUAGAAGGAGACUUGACCAUUGUGCAGGACAGCAACUCUGAGGCGAGCAAGGAGCUGAGUGCUCUGGAGAGAGAGGCCAAAGAACUAAACCUUACUUCAGAGCAGCUACACCGUCAACUGGACAUCCUGAAAAACUCGAACUUCCUAGGUGCGUACGACAGCAUCCGUAGCUCCUACAACAAGUCUCAAGAUGCAGAGCGGCGUGCCAACGAAUCAACAACCACCAAACCCAACACAGUCAGCCAAUCUGUGGACACUCGCCGCCGAACUGAGCGUCUCAUCAGCGCCAAGAAGGACGACUUCAACCGGAAAAAUGCUGCGAACAAGCGUGCUCUCGGAGACCUCAACACCAAAACACAGAGCCUGGACAUGAAGAAGCUGAAUGAGAAGAUUUGUGGCGCCCCUGGUGAUGCUACCUGUGAGGAAAGCCCGUGUGGGGGCGCGGGUUGCCGUGACGACGAAGGGAACCGACACUGUGGAGGGCUGAACUGUAACGGCGCUGUAGCAGUAGCUGACAAUGCUCUGGAGAGAGCCAAACAUGCAGAGAGUGAGCUGAACAAAGCUAUGGAGGAUGUGGAGGGACUCUUCACCAAGGUGGCAGAUGCCAAGACCAAGGCUGAGGAGGCAAAGAGUAAAGCCCAAGCUGCUCUGGACAAAGCCACCGCCACCAAGAACAAAGUGGAGCGCUCCAACAAUGACCUGAGAGACCUCAUCAAACAGAUCAGAGAAUUCCUCACUCAGGACGGAGCAGACCCAGACAGCAUUGAAGCAGUGGCUAACCGUGUGUUGGAGCUCUCCAUCCCAGCUUCACCCCUACAGAUCAGACACCUCGCUGAUGAAAUCAAGGAACGGGUCCGUAGCCUUUCCAAUGUAGACGCCAUCUUGGAGCGGACACAGGAUGAUGUUCGAAAAGCAGAACAACUGCUGCUUGAUGCCAAGAGAGCAAGACAUAAUGCUGAGGGUGUGAAGACCACAGCAAAGACCGUGAAACAGGCCCUGGAGGAUGCUAAGACUGCACAGACAUCUGCAGAAAAGGCCAUCGCGAGAGCCAAAGCUGAUAUUGGGGAGACUGAGGCCCGACUGGCACAGAUUGAGUCGGAGACGUCCAACAGUGAGAAGGAUUUGACUGAUGCCAUGGACCGGCUGGGCACACUGGGACAGGAGAUCACCGCCCUGAAGACCAAACGUGCCAACAACAGCAUGGCAGCGGCCCGCGCAGAAGAGACCGCCACCAUGGCUCGAGACAAGGCAAACGAAGCCAAGCAGAUUCUGGACGGCCAGCUGACAGAUAAAUACCAUGAGGUGCAGCAGCGGGUCGACACAAAGGCCAAGGCUGUGAAGGACGCCAAGAAAAGAGCCGAGAGCCUCAGAGAUGAAGCUAAGGAGCUGCUGAGAGAUGCCCAGAACAAGCUGCAGAGACUAGCAGAGCUGGAGAAAAACUAUGAAGACAACCAGAGGAGGCUGGAGGGGAAAGCUCGUCAGCUGGAUGGCUUGGAGGACAAAAUGAAAACCAUCCUCAAUGAUAUCAACAAACAGAUCCAGAUCUACAACACGUGCCAAUAAUCCACCACUCCACGUCAUAAGAACUGUCGGGAUUUUCUGCCGUUUUCUCCAGAUUCACAAGCUGUAAAAUAGACUUUCAGAACACAACCCAAAAAUCUGCCAGUGAAUAUGCAUACUGUAGUCUGUUUGUUUGUUACGAAGGCGUUUAAUACAGUUACGAUCAUAUUUAGAUAUUUAUAGCCAUGGUGCAACAAAAGGUUGUCUGAUUUCACAUAUUUAAUUUUCAAUCUUAAUUUGAGUGCACAUUUUUGUUUGGAGAAUAAUCUGGAAAUUUAUUUUAUAAUGUUCUUUAAACAUCUGCUGACUGAUCGAUGUUAUCCAUUGUAAACAGUCUGUUAUUUAACUAUGCAUUUUUUUUUACAUACUUAGAGUGACUGUAACAGAAUCAACAUGUUUAUAUCAUUUUCUAAGAAGGCUUUGUUACUACUGGAAGUGUAACCUGAGCUGUGCUCAAGAAAGACACCUUCAUUAAACCUGCAUCAGACAGUGUAAACAACUGAAGAUCUAAUACUGUUUAAAUGUGUUGUUCAAGGACAUACAUUUAAAGUAUUUUCAUAAAAAAAAGUGUACCAACUGUGUUGAUUGGAAUCAUAUAUUUUGUAACACAUCUGCCUUUAUACAAAUGACUUUGAAUCAAAGAUAGGACCUUUGUGUAUGUGAAAAGGGGUGACUAUAUUUCCUCUGACAAUACAUAUAGACGAGCACAAAAAGCACCUCUGCCUGGAGUGUGAGGAUGGCUGUACACUACUGUCACACAGGAAUAAGGUUGAUGGUAGUGUAUGCUCAUAGUGUAUGCUGGCAGCUUAGCCUGGGUGAUGCAACUAUCAAUCAAUAAAUAAGCCGGUAUCUAGUUGAACAUUCAUCCGGAGUGGAGUAUCUCAGCUACUGUUUUAUAGAACAAAUGAAAUAAAAAACCUUUUUUGGGGGAAAGGAAAUUCCCCUUUAUUACCCCCAGGACACACUUAAAGGUAGUUAAAGAUAUUUUAGAAAUGCCAUGUUGUCUUUGUUCUUCAGAAUUAAAUGAAUAGUUACUCCAGCUAGCUGUCUGUUAGCAAAACUUAGCAUCCAGAAGGCCUGGCUAGCCUGGCUCUGUUUAAAAGCAGAAAAAGAAACCUUUUCACCUCUGUACGUCAUCAAUUAGCAAGCUAAAGAAAAUGGGCAGGCUGCUUGUGGAGACCCCUCAUGGUCAGUAAAAUAAUCCAGCACAUAACUCUCUGUAAAAAUGCAACUAGAGUAGAACCAGGCUAGCUAUUUCCACCUCUUUACAAUCCUCCUGUCUCAUAUAAUUGACAAAUGUACGUGAUAUUUAUAAAAUUGUCUGAUUACAAGAUUGUUAGAAUAUCCUCUUUUGUCAUUGCCAGAAUUAUUUUUUGAUAAAUCUAUACCAGCAAUGCAUGGAGUGUGAAUGUUUAUCUAUCACAUGUAGCCUAACUGUGAUUGAAUAUUUGUGACCUGCAGUAUUCUUCACUGAAUGGUAUUCUAAAGGGAAGUACAGUCUUCACACUGUGUGCCUUAGAGUCUUGGACAUGUACUCAUGAACUAUUUGUAUGACCUUUUUUGUUGUGUCAGAAACAAAACAAACCAAAAAAAUUACGUUGUCAGCAUAUUUCCCUCGGAUCACUAAUCAUCCCUCAGACCCAAUAUGUUGACGAGGAACUGCCAAAGAAAGAAAUCCAAUCAGUAAAGUAAAGUUGAACUGUAUACAGUUUUUGAAUAAAUGUUGCACAGUGUAUUCCUGAA